GCGGGGCUCGUGGCCGGAACUGGAACCCUCUGCUGGGGCCGGGGCGCGCGCCGGCUCCGCGGGGCGGGCAGGUGUGCGGCGCGUGCACCUGGCGAGCGAUGGCGUCGCGCGCGGGUGCCCCGGGGUAGCGCGGGCGAGGCGGCGGGGCCCGGCCCGGGCAACGAUGGGGCUCCUUCGGCUGCUGGUCCUGGCGGUGCUGGCGUCGGAACCGGGGGCGGCCGGCGGAGCAGAGACCGUCGGGAACUCCAGCGAGGGUCUUCUUGAAUUUUCUGUGGGGAAAUUUAGAUACUUGGAGCUCAAGAAGACCUUUCCAGAGGAGGCUGUGCUGCUUCAUAUUUCCAGUAAUGUCACUUUUCUUAUUUUCCAAAUACACUCACAGUAUCAGAAUACAACAAUUUCUUUUUCUGAGACUCUCCUUCCUAAUGCCUCGGGAACAGGCACUGACAAAGGACUGGUUUUCAUUCUUAGACCAGAGCAGAGUAUGUGCACUUGGCGCUUGGAGACGUUAGACCCUGAGCCUGUCCAAACUGUGGCCAUUCUACUCUCCUACUCGGAAAGCGAUCCUAUCCCUGGUGGCUGUAAUUUGGAGUUUGAUUUGGAUAUCGAUCCCAACAUUUACUUGGAGUAUAAUUCCUUUGAAACAACUAUCAAAUUUGCUCCAGCAAACCUAGGCCAUGCAAGAGACGCAGAUCCUCCGCUGUGUGACACUGAGACGGGCCGGGACUCCAGGUGGAGGUUACAGUAUGACGUCUAUCAGUAUUUUCUGCCCGAGAACGACCUCACUGAAGAGGCGUUGCUAAGGCAUCUGCAGAGGAUGGCCGAGGUGCCCCUGGUGCAGGCCAAUGCUGUGAAGGUAGUUACUCUAACAGCUGAUGAUAAGACAAGUGUUUCUUUCUCCUCCCUCCGGGAACAAGGUGUCAUUUACAAUGUCAUCGUUCGGGAUCCGUUUCUAAAUACGUCUGCGGCUUACGUCCCUGCUCACACGUACGCUUGCAGCUUUGAGGCAGGGGAGGGUAAUUGCUCUUCCCUUGGAAGAGUAUCUACCAAAGUGUUCUUCACUCUUUUUGCCCUGCUUGGUCUCUUCAUCUGUUUCUUUGGACACAGAUUCUGGAAAACAGAACUAUUUUUUAUAGGCUUUAUCUUCAUGGGAUUCUUCUUUUAUAUACUGAUUACAAGACUGACACCUAUGAAAUAUGACGUCCGCCUGAUUCUGACAGCCGUCGCUGGAAGCGUUGGUGGCAUUUUCUUGGUGGCUGCCUGGUGGCGCUUUGGAGUCCUCACACUCUGCAUGCUGUGUGUGGGACUGGUGCUGGGCUUCCUCGUGGCCUCAGUGACUUUCUUCACUCCACUGGGAAACCUAAAGAUCUUCCGUGAUGACGCAGUGUUCUGGGUGACCUUCUCUUGCAUAGCUGUUCUCAUUCCCGUGGUUUUCAUGGGCUGCCUAAGAAUACUGAGCAUACUGAGUUGUGGAUUCAUUGGCUCCUAUUCGGUGGUCUUGGCUGUUGACAGUUACUUGUACACAAGCCUUUCUUACGUCACUUUGAAUGUACUCAAGAGAGCGCUCCACGUGGAUUUCCGCAGAGCUUUCAUGAAUGUGCCUUUCCAAACGAAUGACUUUAUUAUCCUGGCCGUAUGGGGGAUGUUGGCUGUGAGUGGAAUUACGUUACAGAUUCGAAGAGAAAGAGGGCAGCCGUUUUUCCCUCCCCACCCUUACAAGUUAUGGAAGCGAGAGCGUGAGCGCAGAGUGACGAACAUUCUGGACCCCAGCUACCACAUCCCGCCACUGAGGGAGAGGCUCUACGGCCGACUAGCCCAGAUCAAAGAGCUCUUCCAGAAGGAACAGCCAGCCGGGGAGAGAACGCCCCUGCUGCUGUAGCUGCCAGAGGGCUUGGUCAGUGCGAUCUCCAAGUACAGCCCAGGCAGUACAGCCCAGGCACUGCCUCAGACUUGGCGUUGCUGCCCUGCUGCUUCAGCCAUCUCUGGGCCAGGUCUGCCAAGAAACCGACUUCUGUGUGUGUGCUUUGGACAGUGCUGUGGUCUCCUUAUUGAUAUAGGGUCAGGACAUGCCAGGGUGAUGACAGUAAUCCUGAGUGAGAGUGAGAAAGAUGGCCAAAAAGGUGGUGGUAGGGAGGUUUUUCCUUACUAAGAAAAGGUUAAGAAAUUACCUUUUGGUUUAUAAAUAUAUGUCAAUUUAUUCCAUUAAAUAGAUACACUAAAAAAAAAAAAAAAAAA
Hippopotamus amphibius kiboko is the source of this 2232-nucleotide messenger RNA. It is a transcript of the gene TM7SF3, whose product is annotated as transmembrane 7 superfamily member 3. The record is from RefSeq and is a predicted model, not a curated record. The transcript is spliced from 12 exons. Bases 164 to 1876 code for a protein of 570 amino acids. NCBI's taxonomy places the organism in Eukaryota, Metazoa, Chordata, Mammalia, Artiodactyla, Hippopotamidae.